Geodia barretti is the source of this 798-nucleotide messenger RNA. NCBI's taxonomy places the organism in Eukaryota, Metazoa, Porifera, Demospongiae, Tetractinellida, Geodiidae. The record is from the annotation of a GenBank genome assembly.
AUGGCGCGGGAAUUGUUUGGGACGGGAAAGAUACUGAUCGGCGUGAUCCACCUGCUUCCACUACCAGGCUCACCGAGAUGGAACGGCAACCUGAAGUCGGUGAUGAACCGGGCCAAGAUGGAAGCGGGGAUUCUCCAGGAUGGCGGCGCUCAAGGCGUCAUAGUCGAGAACUUCGGCGACUCACCCUUUCGCACCGGCCGAGUCGAUCCGGAGACCGUGGCGGCCAUGACCCUGGCUGUUGAGCAUGUACGCGGGGCGGUUUCGAUCCCGGUGGGCAUCAACAUGCUUCGGAACGACGCCAUCUCGGCCCUGGGUGUGGCGGUGGCCACGGGCUCCGAGUUCAUCCGGGUGAACGUACAUUACGGCGUGAUGGCCACCGACGAGGGCAUCGUUGAGGGCGAGGCCCACGAGACCACCCGCCGCCGACGGUCGCUGAAUGCGGACGUGCAGAUCCUUGCCGAUGUGCUGGUGAAGCACGCCGAGCCGAUGGGCCAGAAGGACAUCGGCCUGGUGGCCCAGGAGACCACCCGGAGGGCGCUGGCAGACGGGCUGAUCGUCUCCGGUCCGGCCACGGGACAGCCGACCAACAGCUUCGAUGUAUCGGUGGUGCGCCGUGCGGUGCCCGACGGGUUCGUACUGGUGGGCAGCGGCAUCAACGAUCACAACGUGUGGCGAAUCCUGGAACACGCGGACGGCGCGAUCGUGGGCACCAGCCUGAAGAAGGAAGGGAUCGUGACCAAUCCGGUGGACCCGGAGCGGGUCAGCCGGCUUGCCGAGAUAUUCGCGUCGAUGCCAUAG